Neoarthrinium moseri is the source of this 543-nucleotide messenger RNA. RefSeq lists its product as uncharacterized. Lineage: Eukaryota; Fungi; Ascomycota; Sordariomycetes; Amphisphaeriales; Apiosporaceae. Bases 1 to 543 code for a protein of 180 amino acids. The transcript has a single exon. The record is from RefSeq and is a predicted model, not a curated record.
AUGGGGACCAGCUCGACAACGGUUGGAAGUGUACGAACCACGCAACACCAUAUCGGCGGCGAGCCUCGCCUUGACAGUAAUGGCGUAGCCGAGAGUGCAACCUAUACCCAGACCCUCACGGUCCUGAUUUUCAGAGGAUACCCCCGAGACACUGAGGACUCGCGAAUGAUCGAGUUCUACCUGGCUGCGGAUGACAGCGCCACCACGAGCACUGCGUUCCGGCUCGAGGGCCACACGGGCAUGUAUUGGGUCAAGGUGACCCCAAGCCCGGGGGUUCCCCAUUCGCGACCUCAUUAUCUCCGCCAGUUCUUUGUCGCAGCUGUGCCCGUGGCCUCGGCUAGUGAUUCACGACUUCGGAAUGCCAUCAUGGGGACCCUAGUCAACAACGAGGACCCAGAAUUCACCCGCUUCAGCUGGAUCGCAGAUGUGAUCAGCAGCUUGUCGGCGGGCGGUUUUAUAACCUCGGAGGAGGGAGACGAAGUGGUUGAUCAAACGAUAAACGCGAUAUACGACGCCCCUUACGGCAGCGAGCCUGUCCUCUGA